AUGUCGGUCCCCAGUCCACCCUCCGCUGCCAAUCCGGAUGUGUGGUGGUGGAACGCUGGCUUCUUCAUUUCCGUACACAUUGCUGCCAUCUUAGGUGUCUGGUUAUAUCCAUACUAUGCCGUACAUCGGGCUACCCUUGCGCUCGCUUUCGCUCUUUUCCAGAUAUCAGAGAUUUCAAUCACCGUCGGUUAUCAUCGACUCUACUCACAUCGGUCCUUCAGGGCGGCUCGUAGCGUCAGAGUGUUCCUCGCACUCAUGGGUGCAGGGGCAAUGCAAGGCUCCAUUAAGCGCUUCACCGAUGAUCCUGUACACGACCCUUACGCUGCAACGCGAGGUCUUCUCUGGUCACACAUGGGCUGGAUCUUCUUCAAACCACGCUAUGAUCGCUUAAAGGUGAUCGAGCAGGACGACCUGCGGAGUGAUCCAGUCCCCCUUGCACUGCUGAUUGGAUUUGUCCUCCCACCGGUUGCUGGAUGGCUCUGGGGCGACCCAUACGGUGCGUUUGUCUGGGGUGCCCUCGUUGCGCGGGUUCUCAUCUGGCAUUGUACGUUCUUUGUGAACUCGCUCGCACAUUGGGAUGGUCUGCAGCCCUACUCUGAUGAGAACACAUCGAAGUCCAACCUUCAUGCUUUCCCCCACGACUACCGCUCGGGACCCUGCCCCUUUGACUGGGAUCCGUCUAAAUGGGUCAUUCUUGCCCUUCACACCCUUGGCCUAGCCACGGGCUUGAAGCGCGCUCGCCCAGACGACGUUAGCGAGGCCCUCAUAUACAUGGCCCACAAGCACCACGCGCCCCUGAACUCCGAACCGCCCCAUUCCUCCGAAUCCAGCUCAGAGGAUGAGGAGAUGUGGAAGGGAGCAGUCUGGACAUGGCAAGAAGCGGCGGGCUACGUCCGUCAAGGCAGGGGUGCAGGAAGAUGCGUACUGGUCGUCGAUGGCUUCGCUGUAGAUGUAACAGGAUACCUUGGCGAGCACCCUGGCGGCGCGACUCUCUUGCGUAAACACUCCGUUCGCAUCGGCUUCGAUCCAACGAACGCGGAUGAUAAGACCUGGCAGGAGGCAGAUUGGGCUUUCCACGGAGGGUACAACAUCCACACGCGCGCGGCGCACAAGCGCAUGCGCGCGCUCAGGGUGGCGAAGAUCUCGGGGCUUGACAUUGUCAAGGAUCGGUCUUCGUCGAUCUGA
Messenger RNA from Postia placenta MAD-698-R-SB12, 1185 nucleotides. RefSeq lists its product as hypothetical. Gene Ontology annotation, molecular function: stearoyl-CoA 9-desaturase activity; iron ion binding; heme binding. The record is from RefSeq and is a predicted model, not a curated record. Gene Ontology annotation, cellular component: endoplasmic reticulum membrane. The coding region runs from base 1 to 1185 and encodes 394 amino acids. The transcript is spliced from 9 exons. NCBI's taxonomy places the organism in Eukaryota, Fungi, Basidiomycota, Agaricomycetes, Polyporales, Adustoporiaceae. Gene Ontology annotation, biological process: unsaturated fatty acid biosynthetic process.